AUGCUGGACUUGGUCGCCCAAGCCGAUAUGUCGAUUCCAUCUGUUUGGUCCUCAGAGACUGAGCGGAUGCUUAGGUGCCUCAGCGGCUUCUCACUGAUCUGGUGGCUAGAUGUGGAGAUGUCCGGUUUGGGCACGAUAUCCACCGUCGAAGCGCCCUCGACACUCUUCGUUGCGCGUUUCAUACAGCGCUUUGACGCUGUGUGGGAUCACAUAUGGAAACACAGAGCGCGUCUCAUCUUUGCUAGCCAGAACGGUCCUGACAACUUUCGUACAUACGGGGGUACUGCCAUGUUGCAGGAAACCGGUCGCUACCUUGUGUUUGCGGCUCGCAAGCGACUGGCUGACUCCCCGGCUCCUGUGAAGUCUUCGAAAUUGCCCGCUUUCCUUCUUUGGUCCUGGUGGUUGAUUCCUCCGGAAUCGGGCCAUCAAAGUGAUAACCGCGUGCUGGACGCAUUCAUACAGGUUUAUAUGAGCUCAGCCAUCCCGCAACGGCGUGUAUGGAUGGAAGAUGUCGUACUCAAGGAUAUUGGUGCAGAAAAGGUACUCUCAAAACUGAUUCGCUCCAUCACGGAAAACGAGAUCAUCGCUGGUGACCUCCUGGGGAACACACUACUUGCGCUCGAUGAGAUAGCUUCCUGGAAGCAUCCCGAUAUGGCUCAAGCCGCUGGCCGAGUACCUAUAACAUCCACACUCGCAUUCGCACUGCAGAAUAGAGAUGGUUCGGCUCGACCUUACAUCGUCGACGACCGGCAGCCGGGUAUGACGCAUACGCAUGUGAGAUUUAAAAUCUGGAUCUCGUGCGCUCAUCUACUCGAGGCCGUUGCUUCGGGACUCGCGAGCGGUACGACAAAGGCUGAAAUGGUGUCUGGAAUCGACGUUUACAAUAUCUUCGCGCAUGGCCUGACCCUGGCUUUGGCUGCCCUCCUGAUUAACGAGAAAGAGGCGUAUGAGGCAUAUAGUGGUUUCUACACGUCUUCACUACAGUGCUGGACGAAUCACCUGCGCCAGCACAAGCGAGAUAAGCACGCGUUUCCGACCGCUGUCGUCCAAAGUCUGCGUCACGCCGCAGGACCCGCGUGGUACGGGAUUCUGCUUGAACUGCGCAGAUUAACGGACGUACCCGUCUCUAUCAAGCACUUGAUUGAAGACUGGCUAGCUUUUGGGGUCGCAAUUGGCUUCGACGAGGAGAAAAAGCGCAAGGAACAUAACAAUAUGCUUGCCCACAUCUGCUCCUGGCCCUUCUGCCCGUACCACUUGUCACCCGCAGAGGAGGCCUUCAAGCAUUGUAAGGGCUGCGGAGUCGCGCAUUACUGCUCUCCAGAAUGCCAAGCCAGCGAUUGGAAGAAAGGAGGUCACAAAGCGGCGUGCCGUCGUCUCAAGACGUGA
Molecule: messenger RNA, 1386 nt
Organism: Peniophora sp. CBMAI 1063
Lineage: Eukaryota; Fungi; Basidiomycota; Agaricomycetes; Russulales; Peniophoraceae
Source: the annotation of a GenBank genome assembly